UUCCUUUGCGGCAUUUUUUACUUUCUCAAGUUGUGCGUGUGCGUCUGGUGGGCUACUUACUGUAAGAUUCUCUAUUUAGAGUCGAGGUUCAUUAUGAAUACGGAAGAGAAUGGUGUGAGUGGCCAGCCACAGUUCGUAGGGAAGAGGAAGGAUCUUGUCCAGGCGAAGCGGGCAGUCAUGACAGUGGAGGGCAGAGAGAUCAUCGUCAUAUACCACUUGGACACCUUCUACGCACUGGACCUCCACUGCUAUCAUGCGGGAAGCAAACUGGAGCUGGGCGACAUCGAGGAGAUUGACAAGAAGAUGUGCAUCAUUUGCCCCAAGCACAAGUACAAGAUCACACUGGCAGAGGGAGAGGGCCUCUACAGGGCUUACGACCCACGCCAGCCGAAGCGUGUCUACAAGUGGUACUCCAAGGGCAUCAAGCAGAGGGUCCACAAAGUGACCGAGGACGGCGGGGAUGUCUUCGUGACCCUGUCGGACACCACGUGCUAUAUCGAGUCUGACUACUAUUACAGCGAAAAGGGCAGGAAGGAUAGAGAGUUGGUGGAUGACAGCAAGGGGGAAGACACCAGCGAAGACGAGGAGGACUGCUGAUGUCCACGAGAGUGACUGACCACUCUAGACAGAUCACCUUUCAGCCAUAAAAGAGGCCCUUUUUUGGCCUCCAUAGACUCCAUAGUUCCUACAUAAAGCAGCAAGUGCACAUACUUGGGACUUCACACAGGAAUUACCCAUUGGUCAGUUCUAGCUCUUUUCAGGUUUUAGAUCACUGCAUAGAACAGUCAUCAUUUACGGUGUAACAAUUCUAUAUAACAUUCUCUUCUCGUACGGCAUUGUAAUAAAAUACAUUUAAAAGUCUAGCAAUACUUUGUACGAAAACAUUAGUUGAAACGAAUAAAGAGAAAUGCAAACAUUAAUCCAUUAGCAGCUUCUGGAAGAGAGGAAAUAAUUGAUUCUUUAUGCUUGUGGUGGAUCAAGCCAGGCUUCAGGGACUCAUGAAAUUAGCAUCGUAAAACCAUCCUCCUUCAUCUCAUUCUGAAAACAAACCACUGUGUCCUCAGAAUAAUCACAAUGACAUAAUGAUAACAUUUAAUUACACCUGUAUAUUUUUUCAUGAGAUAUAGUUGCAAAUUACAUUUCCCCUCUACAGUGAA
Messenger RNA from Sardina pilchardus (European sardine), 1157 nucleotides. RefSeq names its product Rieske (Fe-S) domain containing (gene rfesd). Lineage: Eukaryota; Metazoa; Chordata; Actinopteri; Clupeiformes; Clupeidae. The record is from RefSeq and is a predicted model, not a curated record. The transcript has 4 exons. Gene Ontology annotation, molecular function: 2 iron, 2 sulfur cluster binding. Bases 94 to 597 code for a protein of 167 amino acids.